Messenger RNA from Spodoptera litura, 504 nucleotides. NCBI's taxonomy places the organism in Eukaryota, Metazoa, Arthropoda, Insecta, Lepidoptera, Noctuidae. The record is from RefSeq and is a predicted model, not a curated record.
UUACUCAACUGUAUGAAAUUAGAAGUAGGUUAUGUUAAAUCGAUACUUGCAUUUCCAGAACGAAAUUUGAAGCCUAUAGUGUUGAUUGUUGCGUUAAAACAUGGCCUGUUUCAUAUUACUGUAUACAUUUGUUAUCGUGUUAAACUACGACGCCGUUCUAAGUGAAAAUGUAUACUGGAUGAAUAAGUACUUUGAUAGAAGUUCUGAAGUUGACCCUGAACCAGUACUCCCAUAUAUAAAAGCGGAAAAACCAAAUAAUUCUCCAGAGCCACUGGAUAAUAACAAAGAAAGUAUAAAACCAUUCUCCAAUUCUAAAAAUGAAGAGGAGGAAGAGGCAGAAGUAGUUCUCAAUCAAAUGUUAAGAGUUUUACAGCGAUACUUCGCAAGGAAACCGCCUCAAAAUAAAAUUUCAAACAAGUUCCCGUUUGAUUCGAAACGUGGUCCCAACCAAAAUAUUGCAUGGUCUUAUUAUGAUGAUGUGGGCAAAUAAAAACUGAUUAUGAA